AUGAAGCGCAGAAACGGGAGCGACAGGGGCAGAGGGAAUCCUAGGGCUGCAGGGGAUGGCAGAGCUGCACCGGCUUCUGCGAAUCCGUCCCUCGCCCUCACUGUGUCUCCCUCCUAUUUUCCCUCACAGGACAGCUGGUGCAACAGCACUGGUGCAGGUCUGCCAGAAGUAAGCAGCGUGAGCGGCAGCGGUGGUGGUGGUAGGGGUGCAGAGCAGGGCGGGGGGCAGCAGCAGCAGCAGCAUGGCAGAGCUGCAGCAGUGGACCACCUCCGAGGGGAGGGCAGGCGCGGGGGGAAGGGGGCAUCAAGCAACAAGCUGUGGCUGUGCAACGAGCUUCAUGGGGAGAGCUUCAUGCUUCAAGCAACAAAGGAGGCGCCAUAA
Messenger RNA from Closterium sp. Yama58-4, 381 nucleotides. NCBI's taxonomy places the organism in Eukaryota, Viridiplantae, Streptophyta, Zygnematophyceae, Desmidiales, Closteriaceae. The record is from the annotation of a GenBank genome assembly.